Hyaena hyaena (striped hyena) is the source of this 3237-nucleotide messenger RNA. It is a transcript of the gene CDC42EP2, whose product is annotated as CDC42 effector protein 2. The coding region runs from base 438 to 1082 and encodes 214 amino acids. Lineage: Eukaryota; Metazoa; Chordata; Mammalia; Carnivora; Hyaenidae. The record is from RefSeq and is a predicted model, not a curated record. The transcript has 2 exons.
GUUCACAGCCGGGAUCGCGUCCCAUAGCCUCGCGGUCUAGCUCCAGAGCUUUCGCAGCCCGCGGGCCCACCGCCUGAGCGCCUUAAGCUCUUCAGCCCCGGACCGGGGAGACCCUAGAACAAGACCAGAGAGAGCGUUGCUGCGCACAGGAGCCCCACCUUUCUGCUGCUGAUUUCACCAGAGCACUUUCAACUCUUUUGGGACAAACUGAUCUUUGUUAUCUCAGCCCUCUGACUUCAUUGAUCAUUAAUCCAUUCCUUGGGCCAACUUCGGCCACGCCCCACACCCUUGUCUUAGCCCUUGGGCAAGGUUUGGGUGUCUGAAAACCCCCCUGGGUGUCCCUGGCUGAGGUGGUGAGAGGAGGCAGCCGGAGGCCGUGGUCCCCAAGGGUGCGCUGUCCCCAGUCCCCGCAGCCAGGCCUGGGCGCUGAGAUCGCCAUGUCCACCAAGGUGCCCAUCUAUCUGAAGCGUGGGAGCCGCAAGGGCAAGAAGGAGAAGUUGCGGGACCUGCUGUCCUCGGACAUGAUCAGCCCGCCGCUGGGGGACUUCCGACACACCAUUCAUAUCGGCAGUGGCGGUGGCAGCGACAUGUUUGGUGACAUCUCCUUCCUGCAGGGCAAGUUCCACCUCCUGCCAGGGACGGCAGUCGAGGGACCCGAGGAGGACGGCACCUUGGACCUCCCCUUCCAGUUCACCCGCACCGCCACACUGUGUGAGCGGGAGCUCCCGCAGGGGCCAUCCCCUCUGCUCAAGAACGCCAUCUCCCUCCCUGUCAUCGGUGGGCCCCAGGCCCUCACCCUGCCCACAACCCAGGCCCCACCCAAACCCCCUCGCCUGCACCUGGAGACCCCACAGCCUUCCCCACAGCCUUCCCCGCAGGAGGCAGGGAGUGUGGACAUCUGGAGAAUUCCGGAGGCUGGCUCUGCCCCCAAUGGGCUGACCCCCGAGUCAGGGGCCGAGGAGCCCUUCCUGUCCCAUGCCAGCUCCCUGCUCUCCCUGCACGUGGACCUGGGGCCUUCCAUCCUGGAUGAGGUCCUCCAGAUCAUGGACCAGGACCUGGGCCACAUGCAGAUCCCCACAUAGGACCGCGGCUGGCCAGGCCGGGUGCUCAGGAUGGAGUGAAUGCUGGAGGCAGGGGGUGGAUGGAGCCCUGGCCUAGACGUCGGGAUCCCCAGGUCCCACUGUGUGGUCGCCCGCCAGUGAUUUCUUUUCUUUGAGCCUUUGUUUCCCUCCCUCCUGCCCUCCCCCCGUGGGCAGAGUGUGCCUCAUUUGCUUUCCCCUAAAACUCACCGAGGACACGUGCGGAAGCCAGCCCAAGUGCCCUGAGCACCCCGGGCCACCUGGGCCCCCACCACCAACUGCUCCUCCUUCCCUCAGAUCCCUUGGACGAAAGCUCCCCUGAAAUGGAGCCCCCUUGUCACCUCCCUCCUGCCUCAGCCCCAUGGGAUGCCCCGAUUGGGGGCGGGGGAAGAGGCAGGGCACAGCCAGCCAGAACUUUGGCUUCGUUGUCCUGGACUAGGAACGCGGCGUCGGUGACCGAACGUCCCUCAGUCCCAUCCUCUCUCACAUGACCAGGAGAUUCUGGUCGCAAUAAAACUUGCUGCUGCUGGUAAUUGUGCUCCCGGCACCCUUGACCCAGGUUUCCUCCUGAAGGCAGAAGAGCCUCCACGACCUGGGCCGACCGUGGGGGAGACCCCAUUCCCAGAAGGCUUUGCGCAGGGCGGGCCCUGCCCUUUGGAAGCCUCCACCUGAUUCCAAGCCCAUAGUGAGAAAGAAGCAGGAAGGAACCGAAUGCCGUCUAGGGUGACUGCAGUAUUGCUUCAGGUGUUUAACACGAGGGGGAGACCCCAACAGGGAAAGAAUAACCCCAAGGCCUAGCGCAAGGGACCAGCGGCUUCUCCAGCUUCUGAAGACUAAGGGAGCACGCAGGCAGGAAUGGCCAGGCCUGGGGCUGGGAGGGAUCCAGCAAGUGCCAGUCACCAGGUUCGCCAGCACUUACCUACAGGGCACCCAGGCGUGCUCUGCGUGCUGGGGAUAUCAGACAGACACGAUCCCUACUCUCCUGUAGCUUAUAGUCUAGUGGGAAAAGGACACCGACUUUGUAAGCAGGUAGAGUGAUUUCCAGCUGUGUUGAAUACUAUGAAAAAAACAUGAUCGCGCAUGCUGGGACAGGGGUGCAACUGGUGUCAGGGCCCAUUAGGCUAGAUGUGCUUCUGAGCCAGACCUGAGGGCUAAGAUCUGCUCAUGCAUGAGCAAAAGGCGCUGAGGCACCAGAGGAGCGCCGUGGGGUGAUAGGAGCCUAGAUCUCAGAGUCUGACCUAGCCUAUGUGAGAUAGUUUUCCCAUCUCUAAAAGGGAGUCAAUGGUACCGACCUUGCAGGGUUGUGGGGGGAAAUUAGGGGUAACAUUUAUGAAUUGCCGCACGGAAGGUAUGCAAAAAUGGCUAUGGACAUAAAGGAACUCGGAGCUCGGGAACAUGAGGACUGUGAAGCAGGAAAAGCAGGUUGGAGUCAGCUGGGAACAGCGUCGCCUUCAAGGCUGAGCAGAGGCAGUGGGGAGCUGCAGACGGACUUUAAGCAGGAGAGACAUGUGGUCAGAUCCAGGUUCUAGAAGGGUCACCACUGAGGCCAAUGUAAGAUGGAUCAAAGGUCAAAGCGGAGGAAGCCAGUGCAGGAUGAGGUGGACUGGACGGGACAGGGACAGUGGGGACGGAGUUGGGGACAGUGCUAAGGUGGGGCUUGGUGUCUGAUUGGUACAAACUACACGGGCAGCUGGACGCAAGUUCAAGCCUCAGUUUCCCCCUCUUCCAUUCUCUGCUAGUUCUUCUCCAUCCUUCUGACCCUCCGGAUCCCAGACUCCCACCUCACCCCCAGCCUCUCCUGCCUCCAAUCCCUGUGUCAGAUUUCAUCGCGGAGGCUGAAUCUGACCAGGAGGCAUUUUGCUUGGCCAUAGGGCUCUGUGUGUGUGGAGGAGGAGGUGAAAUAUAUACAACAUGAAAUGUACCAUUUUAACCAUUUGUAAGUGCGUAAUUCAGUGGCAUCAAGUACAUCCAUGUUAUUCUGCAAUCAUCACCACCAUCCAUUUCAGAACUUUUUUCAUCUUCCCAAAGUGGAACUCCGUACGCAUUAAUCGCUAACGCCCCAUUCUCCCUUCCCCCAGGCCCCAGCAACCACCAUCUACUUCCUGUCUCUGUGGACCUGGCUAUUCUCGGGACCUGAAAUAAGUGGGUUCACACAGUA